GUAGCUGGCUACCUAGCCGACCGUUGGAUGUAGUGCAAUGGUAGCUAGCUAGGCAGGAAGUACGCUCAGUUUUGGCUCUACAGAGGCAGGUUAAGUAGGUGGAUAGAUGCAUCUUACAAAGUUAUAGCUACCUCUGUGUAUCGUUUUGCCACAGCUGUCUUGAAUGACGUUCAUUCAGAAACUUCAAGGAUUUGCAAACAAACGGAUAUGGACGUUGAAAGUGACAAGCUAAGACAGCUAGCCAUUGCAAGUGAUAACUGACUAUCAAAGCUAUCUACUUCACUCAGCUGCUCAUACUUGAAAGAACUUCGCUAAAGUUAGCAAACUAGCUUAGCGAGUUAGCCUGUCGUUUGAUUUUAAGUCCUUUGUUUUGAAGAAAGACUCGGAAGACAUUUCCCACCACCUUUUGUGUAGCAUUUUGCGUUGUGAAGCUUCUGUUUUUUUCUGAUGGCUCCACACAAAUAUGGUUCGGGUGGUGGUAUGGGUUCUGGUGGUGGAUUCGGAUAUGGUACCGGGGGCAAAGUCGGUGUUCACCACUCCGGAAUGAUGAAUUCAAAGAAGCCAAAAAUUGAACAGAUUCAAGCUGACCACGAAUUGUUUUUACAAGCAUUUGAAAAACCCACACAGAUCUACAGAUUCCUUCGAACCAGGAACCUGAUCGCACCCAUCUUCUUGCACAGGACUCUCUCGUACAUGACGCAUCGAAACACAAGAACAAAUGCCAAAAGGAAGUCUUUUAAAGUGGAUGAUCUGCUGUCUAAAGUAGAGAAGGCACGUGGGGAGCAAGAGUUGCAAAGCAACUUGGCUUCACAUCUACAAUUAACUUUCACCGGAUUCUUCCACAAAACAGAAAAGCUGUCUCAGAAGUCUGAAAAUGAGCAAAACACGGUGCCCUUGGAGGUAGUUCUUGUGAAGGUCUGCCACAAGAGGAGAAAGGAUGUGAGUUGUCCAAUAAAGCAAGUGCCUACAGGUAAGAAGCAGGUGCCUUUGAACCCAGACGGCAGCGGUGGCCCGGCCAAGCCGGGGGCUUUCCCCACGCUGUCGGUGUCCAGCCAGGAGUUCGAGCCCAGCAACAGCCACAUGGUCAAGUCCUACUCACUGCUCUUCAGGGUGCCCUGGCCGGCCCGGGCACACAACGGGGGACUCGCCAAUGGAGAAGCCAACGAAAACAUCGGUGUUGUUGAAGAAAUUGCAAGCAAAAAGAAGCGCUCUUUGCCGAGGGAGGAUGGGGAAACCAUGUUUGUGGCGCAGAUGACUGUUUUUGAUAAGAAUCGACGUUUGCAGCUGCUGGAUGGGGAGUACGAAUUAUCCAUGCAGGAAAUGGAGGAGUGUCCAGUUGGCAAGAAAAGAGCCACGUGGGAAACCAUCUCAGAUCAGAAGUGGCUGCCCGACCUGACCUUCUCCCAGGGCCCCACUCUGCAGUUCACCCUGCGCUGGACGGGGGACGCCUCCAGCCGCUCCACCGCCCCCGUGGCCAAACCCCUGGCCACCCGCAACUCAGACUGCAGCGGCAGCGCCGCAGACAACAGACCCAGCAGCCUCAAGCCUCUGCAGACAGUCGCUGUGAAGGAACCAGUGAGCACUGACACUCCCCCGAGGAGAGAGCAGAUUGUUACACAAUCAAGACAAAGACCUAGGAUAAUAUAUCAGUUCCUGUACAACAACAAUACGCGUCAGCAGACGGAGGCUCGUGAUGACCUGCACUGCCCCUGGUGUACCCUGAACUGCUGCAAGCUCUACAGCCUCCUUAAGCACCUCAAGCUCUCACACAGCAGAUUCAUAUUCAACUACGUGCCUCACGCUAAAGGAGCGCGGAUAGACGUGUCCAUAAACGAGUGUUAUGAUGGCUCGUACGUGGGCAACCCACAGGACAUCCACAGCCAGCCCGGCUUUGCCUUUAGCCGCAACGGGCCCGUGAAGAGGACUGCAGUCACACACAUCCUAGUAUGCAGGCCGAGGCGUGUGAAGCCCAGCCUGUCGGAGUUCCUGGAGCCGGAGGAAGGGGGCGACGCGGAGCACCUGCAGCAGCUCACCUACACCAGCGGCCACAACCGCCUCUACUUCCACAGCGACAGCUGCGUGCCCAAGAGGGCCCAGGAGUUCGAGGUGGACAGCGAGGACGAGAAGGACCCAGAGUGGCUCAGAGAGAAGACCAUCAUGCAAAUCGAUGAGUUCACUGACGUCAAUGAAGGGGAGAAGGAGGUCAUGAAGCUCUGGAACCUCCAUGUGAUGAAACGCGGUUACAUUGCGGACAAUCAGAUGAACCACGCGUGCAUGCAGUUUAUUGAGAAGUUCGGCGGCGAGAUUGUGGAGAAGGGCCUCUACAGGAACCUGAUGCUGCACCUGGUCAGCAUGCACGACUUCAACCUGGUCAGCGUGGGCACCAUCGACAAGGUCAUGGCAUACGUGCGGCAUCUCCAGCGCAAACGCCAACAGCAGCAGCCACAGCAGGCGGUGGAGCAACAAGAGGCCAAAGCGGCCAGCAAUGGCACUGGGGGCACGUCUCUCUCCAUCACCAGUCAAGGCUGCCAGGGUUCCUCAAUGGACAAAGAGGCCACAGGAGCAGCAGCAGCAGUAGCUGCAGCAGCAGCAUCACCACCCUCAGCAUCAGCAUCAGGGUCUGGAGCAACGCCCAGCAAGAGCCGACCGCAUAAGAGGCAGAAGCUGUGAGGGCCGGAGGUCACCUUCAGGGCUCAUGGGUGAUCUUGGGGGGGAUGAGGGUGACUGGGGUCAGCAAUCAGGGAAGGUGGUAGGAGGAGGUAGAAUCUGGUGCUUUUUUAAAAUGGGGAUGGGGGAUCUUCUCUGGACUACACUGGCUGUCUUGUCCAGUAGGAGUGUCAUUACCCCAACCCCAUCGCAUUCCGUAUAAGGUCUCAGGUGCUUGGAGUUUGCAGAAUUGUGCACUGCACUACUCUGCAGAUGUGACCAAGGGAAAAACAAUAAACAAACAAAGAAACAAAUACAACAAUGCAAAUGAAUUACACAACUACAGAAUGGUUGAGGUACACGACAAAGGCCUUUAGGAUCAAGUGAAGGAAGUCAUAACUUUUCAUUACUCAAUUACUUCUUAGGCUUUACCGCAAAAAACACUCGUCAGAACCAGCAAACGAGUAGUCUUGCAGUGAGGGGCCUUCGUACUUGAAUUCUUGUUUUUUGUCAAAGUUCAAUGAGAAGAAAUGGGGGAUUCCAUGUCUGUUCCUGUGUAAAUGUGUCUCCUGUGUAAAUGUGUCUGCAUGGUAAUGCCUUUGUGAUGUGCCUUCAUGGCUCAAAUCAUAUUCCCAAUCAUCUUCGUUCCCAAUCGCAUUCCCAUCAUAUCACGACUCGGCUCUUGCAGGUGCUUGUAUUCCAAAAGACUGUUUGAGCAAUGUUCUUUCUUUUUUUUAAAAACAGUGACAAAUGUCUGGCCUUUUUCUAAAUGCUAUUUUUCUUCCAGGGUUAAUGAUUUAAGUGGUGCAGUCAGUAGACAGUGAAAACGGAAGAAAAUCAACAGGCAAACUCAGAGAAACUUGAAGCAAAAUCAAAUGUGGUUGUUUGUGUUGAGUGUUGUAAAAAAAAAGCUUUUUUGCUGUAUGUGGGGCCAGCGUAGCAUGAGGAAGGCCUAGGCGCCGUUGCAACACUGGACUGGUUUACACUGGCUGGCCCUGUUUAUGCAAGGACGUGGCUUACUGCCACACAAACACACACACAUUCACACACACACAUUCACACACACACACACACACACACACACACACACACACACACACACACACACACACACACACACACACACACAAAAUGACCCAGUGUGUGUGCGCACACACACACAUGCACGCGCUCACACAAUUCAGCAUACAACUACACAUACACACACAUGAAACAAUUCAGUACACACCUAGGUGUACACAACCACACACACACACACACACAGGGUAUUGACGGCUAACUGUAGGCAUGAGUGUCACAGCUGACCUCAGGCGUUGUGCCCGCUGUGCCAACGCAGGAACAAGCCAGGUGCUCUUUGUAAGAUGUUUACACUUUUCUCUUUUGUUUGUUAGUUUGUUUUUGUAUCGUUAUUUGACGUCUCUGGAAAGAACAGGGGUUUGUCUGAAUGAUUGUUAUCGUUGUUUUUUUGUUGUUGUUGUUGUUCUUUUCUGUGUGCUUUGUGUUAAGUACUGAGGCCCUGUGCCUGUUUGCGUGAGGAGAAUUCUACAGGAUAAUCACUGGAGGCAAUAGAGACUCUCUCUCACACACACAUACACACAUAUACAAGAGAGAAUCGGUGUGUGUGUGCGUGCGUGCGAGCGCCCCACUAAAUGCCAUAGCAACGCUGUGCACUGCUGCACUCAUGCAUUUGCUUGCUGGCUUAUACACCCCUUUGCUUGUGUCCUGCACUGAGUUUUCCUGUUUGUGUCCAUGUCAGUAGCAACAACAGUGGCCAACUCAGUACUUGAAGCCAUGCUUCCCUCACCCUAGAUCACCACUCGUACAAACUCAGCCUAUUCUCAUCUUGUUACGGCAACAUAACUCACUGGGGAUCCCCAUUGCUGGUCUGGGGGGGCUGGGGAGGCUUUAUCUGCUGCUGUGUUUGUUUUUGUAUUCUUUUUUCUUUCUUUCUUUCUCCCCUUGUUAAGUAAACCAGGAGUUAAGGGAUUCUCUAUUGACCGUGGCCAUAUGAUAUGAUUGGAGUGGGUUCCGUUUAUGAAAUGUUAUGUAAAUGUUGCCGCUGAAUUAGAGGUUAUUGAAAUCUAUUGAGACAGUGGUGUAGUUUAGAGACCAAAGGGUGUGGAUACCCACACUUUCAUCCUUUUUUUUUUUUUUUGAGAUGACGUUAAGGCGCAACUGAGUAUCAGGUCUUUUUUCCCUUUUCUUUUUUUUUGUUGUUAAAGAAGACAAAAGCUUUCCUCAACUUCUGCUUUAAUUUUGCUAAAGCUAUGUGUAUACUAUGAACGUCAAAAGUGUUUGGAUUGACCUUUUAUUAUUAGUGUAGAAAAAAAAAUGAGUUUGUGAGCUGCGCAAAGAACCUCUUUUCCGAGCACAUGUACUAUGCUUUCCAUGGUAGAAAGGACCAGCAUUGUUUUGCACAAGUUGAUUUCAGACAGAGGGAGAAAAAAAUGUUUGGUGAAGUUGAGACAAAGACCAACAAUACAAAACCAGCCUACUUGACGGGUGUUUUGUAACAGUCAUAGCUUCUUUUCUAUUUAAAGUGAAUAUUUUUUAAAGAAACUACUGGUCAAUAAAAGGUGUAUGAAUGCAAGUUUUGUGAAAAAGCAAAUGUUUUACCAUGACAGGUGACGGGGAUGUGUUUUUAUAAAAUAAUAUUAAAAGACCCGGUUUAAGUAACCAUU
Molecule: messenger RNA, 5327 nt
Organism: Engraulis encrasicolus (European anchovy)
Lineage: Eukaryota; Metazoa; Chordata; Actinopteri; Clupeiformes; Engraulidae
Product: polycomb protein suz12-A-like
Exons: 16
Coding region: 448-2670 (740 amino acids)
Cellular component (GO): RSC-type complex; nucleus; ESC/E(Z) complex
Molecular function (GO): chromatin DNA binding
Source: RefSeq, a predicted model, not a curated record